AAGGGAAGGGAAGGGAAGGGAAGGGAAAGGAAAGCGGCGGUCCGGUCGGGAAAAGCGGGAGCCGGGAGGCAUGGGCAAAGGCGGGGAGCAGGGCGGCGAGCAGGGGGAGCUGCAGGCGCCCGUGCCCACCUUCAGCUGGGAGGAGAUCCACAAGCACGACCAGCGCGCCGACAGGUGGCUGGUCAUCGACCGCAAGGUCUACAACGUCAGCCAGUGGUCCAAGAAGCACCCGGGGGGCUUUCGCCUCCUCGGACACUACGCCGGGGAGGAUGCCACGGAUGCUUUCCGCGCCUUCCACCUGGACCUCAACUAUGUCAGGAAGUUCCUCAAGCCUCUGCUGAUCGGGGAGCUCGCCCCAGGGGAGCCCAGCCAGGACCGAGGCAAAAGUACCCAAAUCACGCAAGAUUUCCGCGCCCUGAGACAGACGGCGGAGGACAUGAACCUCUUCAAGGCCAACCACCUGUUCUACUUCCUUCACCUGGGACACAUCUUCGCCAUGGAGGGGCUGGCGUGGCUCACCGUCUCCUACUUUGGCACCGGCUGGAUUUCCACCAUCCUCACGGCUUUCAUCUUGGCGACCUCCCAGGCUCAGGCUGGAUGGCUACAGCAUGACUACGGACACCUCUCCGUCUACAAGAAGUCCUCGUGGAACCACAUAGUCCACAAAUUUGUGAUUGGCCACCUGAAGGGCGCCUCCGCCAACUGGUGGAACCACCGCCAUUUCCAGCACCACGCGAAGCCCAACAUCUUCCAGAAGGAUCCAGAUGUGAACAUGCUGCACGUGUUUGUCCUGGGCGACUGGCAACCGAUCGAGUAUGGCAAGAAGAAGUUGAAGUACCUGCCCUACAACCACCAGCAUCAGUACUUUUUCUUGAUCGGGCCGCCGCUGCUCAUCCCAAUGUACUUCCAGAUGCAGAUCAUCAUGACCAUGAUCGUCCGCAAGGACUGGGUGGACUUGGCCUGGGCUAUCAGCUAUUACACCCGUUUCUUCAUCACUUACAUCCCUUUCUUUGGGGUCCUGGGAGCUCUGCUUCUCCUCAACUUUAUCAGGUUCCUCGAGAGCCACUGGUUCGUGUGGGUCACCCAGAUGAAUCACAUCCCCAUGGAGAUCGAUCGCGAGAAACACCGAGAUUGGCUCUCGUCUCAGCUGGCGGCCACCUGUAACGUGGAACAGUCCUUCUUCAAUGACUGGUUCAGUGGGCACCUCAACUUCCAGAUCGAGCACCACCUCUUUCCCACGAUGCCUCGGCACAAUUACCACAAGAUCGCCCCGCUGGUGAAGUCUCUGUGCGCCAAGCACGGCGUCCCGUAUCAAGAGAAGUCCCUGCUGCGGGCGCUGCUGGACAUUGUUGGGUCCCUGAAGAAGUCUGGAGACCUUUGGCUGGAUGCUUAUCUCCACAAAUGAAGCCACCUCCGGGGGGACGUGACGGGAGGGGAGAGAAGGGAGAAGUGCCGAACGACUGUCUGAUUUCUGUCCUGGUGCUGUGUCUGUGUGUACGUUUGCUGUUUGAAGAGUUUCCUGGGCUGGUCCAUCCAUGCAAAGAGCCGGUCGACCCGCAGUUUGUCCCGGGGACCGAGGCCCAGCGCCUACUACCCAGCUACUCCGUCAGCUGAGCCCGCUGACUCUUUCCUGGGUGUUGGUGGGUAGGGCGAGGGGUGAAACGGGGGAAGACUGCCUGCACCCAGCGUCCCACCAGCCCAGAUCCAGCAACUCGGGCCCGACCCUGGCCUCCUCUUCCUUCCACCCUGUGUGUUGGCCCCUGAACUUCACUGGACUUGCCGCCCUCUGGAGCUCGGGACCACCUCUCCACCAGCCCUGGUGUUUCCUGCCCCAAGGGGCAGCUGGAGAAGUGGCCCUUCCAGGUUGGUGGCGGGGAGGAGGGUCCACUAGCCAGCCCUCUCUCUCUCAGCGGUCCCCAGAGAAGGCAGUCUCCCCCGCCCCAGAUUCCUGUCACCUUUGGAAGGGGAAGUGGGAAGGCAGAGGAGGAAGCAGCAGCCCAUCUCUAAGAACUCCCAGCCUCCACUGCUGCUCCCUACCCUUCCCCUCUGCCUAAUCCCCGUAUUUCACCAAUUCGUACUUGCUCCCCCGGUCCUCCAGACCGGCAUUUUGGCUCCGAAACUGUGCGGGCAGGUUCCAAAUGAGAUGAGACGCUUUGCCAUUCUGUCCCAUCCUGGGCCCUCUCGGCUCUUCUUUGCCACCUGCACCCCUCUGAACGGCUCCCUACCUGCCAGGGGUUUGUUCUGAGUCUUAGUUGGUUCUUGGAGCCGGCCCUCUUCUGAGGAGAGAUUCCCUCAGAGAGGAAGCCAGACAGCAUCAAGGGGUUAGCAUCCGCUUUCGAAACGGCCCACGGCCUGUCCCCUGGGCAAGGGAGACCGAGUGGUUUUGAAUAGUCAGUCUCUUCAGGAACCUGUUCCUCUAGAGUUCAUCUUGCCCUUCUCCUACUCUUUUCUACUUCCCGCCUCUUUUUUUCCCUAGUCUCCACCCAAGCCUCUGUAGGCUUUGCCUCACCCCUUUGUGGCCACUCUCUAACCCCGGGGAAACUCUCAGAAUUGCCGGGGGCUCAAGAGGGCUGCUCUCUGAAGUCUACUACUUGCGACUACUGCUGGCAUACCUGGACCAAAUUCCAACUAGAGGCAUUUUUAGCUUAGGGCUGCCUGACCCCAGUCCCAGAAGGACAGCCCUCCUCCGCUUCAGUGGCCCUAAAGAAACCUCAAAACCCCACUCCCUCUCAUCUUCUCCCUUCUCCCCCUCAUCUUCUUUCCUCUCUGAUCUCGGCUGCGUUGGCUGGCUCGUGGGCACAGGGUUGAGGAACCCUCGGAGAAGUCUCAGUUCGGAUAACUCAGAUUUUGCCAUUGGGUGGAGGUGGAAAAAUGGGACUGGAGAUUUCAACCAGGCCUGGAGGAUGGACGUCUCCUUUGAAGAUCCAAUUCUCUCUCCCUAGAGGACAACUGGGUAUGUGGAGCCAGGUUGUCCCUGAAACCACGGUCCCUAGCCAGUGUGCUGGGCUGGCUUCAGGGCUGAAUCAGCUGCCUGGGCUUGGGGCUUUUUCCCUGAGAGAAUUCCAGGUCCCAGCUGGCUGCAGGAGAAACCGGGGGUGUGAAUAGCGGGAAGAGAGACCAAGCCCGCCUGGCCCCUGAGUCCUAGUUGCAAGGGGUAAAUAGAGCAAUAUUUAAUCUCGAUGUCCUGUAGCUGAGUCCGAUCAGAAUGUCCCCUUGGCACCGUGGGGCUGCCGGUGGCGGGGAGGGCCCUGUGCUCUUAGGAACUAUCCUGUCAGUGGGGUCCCCUCAAAGCGAUUGAAGGUGGGGGGAGGCGACGUGUGGAGCUGCGGCUCACCCAGACAGCAGAGCAUCUUGCACAGGGCAGGGGAGAGGCUGAAAAGCAGGGAAUAGGUGUUAGAAACAGAUGGAGUCUGAGGGGAGUGAGGAGGAUGGAGACAGAGGGACCCGAGAAAGUGAAUUGAGAGCCACAGGGAUGUGGAGGAGGAGGAGGAGGAGGACCAGAGGGAGAGUCCUAAGGUCAAGAUCCAGGCCGGGGGGAGAGAGAAAAUAGGCAAGAGCAGCCGCUGACGGAAGUGGGGGAAGGAAGAAAUCCAGGAUUGGCUGGCUAGCCCCGGGGGUCUUCCCUCCCAGUCUCUGCUGGGUUGAGGUGCCUUCCGCACCCCACAAAGCCCGAGGGAAUUAGAGUCUGUGUUUCUAACUCACUAACAAGCUCGCUGGAUUCCAGGGUUUAGAAGAUGAAGAGAAAGCCCCCGGGAUUGUCAGUGACCUCCUGCUCCAAUCUCCCCAGUAUUUCCGUGGCAGUAAGAUGCCCGGCCACCCGCUCUCUGAGAACCCCAUUUCUGCAACCCCCUACAAGCACCAGACCCCUCCGUCCAUCCCCUCCUUCCCAGUUGGAGUGAAGGCGGUCCUUCUUUCGCCCCCAGAUCAACUCCCUCCCUGAGACUGAACCCGCAGGGAAUAGAUCAUGAUUUUAUCACUUUGGAUUGUUUUUCAAAUAUUUUGGAAAUAAAAGAAGCUAUUUUUUUCUGGUGUAUUUGAUGCUCAAUAAAAUCAUAACCUUUUGUGGAAUGGAAA
Molecule: messenger RNA, 4074 nt
Organism: Ornithorhynchus anatinus (platypus)
Lineage: Eukaryota; Metazoa; Chordata; Mammalia; Monotremata; Ornithorhynchidae
Product: acyl-CoA 6-desaturase
Exons: 12
Coding region: 71-1405 (444 amino acids)
Biological process (GO): lipid metabolic process
Cellular component (GO): membrane
Molecular function (GO): oxidoreductase activity, acting on paired donors, with oxidation of a pair of donors resulting in the reduction of molecular oxygen to two molecules of water
Source: RefSeq, a predicted model, not a curated record